This is a messenger RNA of Candidula unifasciata, 4566 nucleotides long. The record is from the annotation of a GenBank genome assembly. Lineage: Eukaryota; Metazoa; Mollusca; Gastropoda; Stylommatophora; Geomitridae.
AUGGGUCAAAGUUCAUCAUCAACGGCAUUUCAGAAUUCAACCCAGCCAUUAUUCUCCAGCCGCAGAAGUCACCACAAGCCAUCUUCUCCUAUCGCUGCUCCAGCUGCAGUGGCACCAGCUGUGGCACCAGCUGUGGCACCGACUCCCAAGUCCCCGACGUAUAUCGUGGCUGAGAACAAAGUUCUUCCCAGUGGAGUCAACGACAUGAGCCGUGCUCGAAAACUUCUACGACCUGUGUCGCUGGAACUUUCUAAAGUUCAUCCUGAAUUUGCGGAUAUAUUUCAGAAGCCAUCAAAUGAAGCUCUGGACGGAGGCAGUUCUUCAAUAGACGAAGGUCUGAACGUGAGCAAUGAUAACAAAGAGAACUCUUCUGUGUCGCUCAACGCGUCAAGAAGCCUGGCGGACAACAAAACGAUCAUAAACGAUAGAGCAGGUCACUUUCGUAAGCAGUCCAUCUCAAGUGAAGACAUUUCAGACUUGUAUAAGAACAGGCCCACACUGUUCGAUCCAGUAAACGAUCGCUACAAUGAAGACUUUGAUGGUACUACGCCAAACAAAAAUGUUAACAUGGCUUCGAAUUUAAUGCGUUCUCAUUCCAUGGGGUUGUCCGCAUCACAGCCGGUUAAUCUGCCAAAACAUAAACGUCAGAUAUCCCUGGCUAGCAAUCCUAUCCAAGAACACGUAAUCCCGGAGGAUCCACGAGAGCAUUUGUACAACCCAGCAAGGGAUGUGCCCUUUUCCAACUUCGAGCCGAGCAUGACGUCGUUGCCAGUAAAGAGCUCGUUUGAUAUAGACUACUCAAUGCAGCUCACCUACGCACAGUUGGCCGAGUAUCGGAGAAUUAAGAGGACCAGUGAACUCGAAGAAAGAACCGGAAAGAUGCUGGGAGAGCUGGAAGCAGAGAUCAGCGCCAGCAGUAAUGUACCCAAAUCGCCGUUUGAUCUUCAGAACCGUGGUGUCAGGAGCAGCACCCACAGUGUAAGCACCCGCAGUUCGGAUACAGGCAUCAGCAAGUCUAAGAAGAAGAAGGCACCGGCUCCCCCUGUACCACAGCCCGCGACCAAGAUCGGUUCUGUAACCACUGAGCCUCCACCUGACUACGACACAAAAGACAGUCCGGCUGUAAAUUAUCUGCAGCAGGCCAAGUUCUUGCAAAGGCGUAUAUCCUCAGCUUCUAAAAGUUCCAAACCUCCAGCUCCUCAACCGUUUCUCAAAAGCACGUCCACUGUCAGUUUAUCAAAACCGGGAUCGACUGCAAGCCCAACAGUUCUGUCAGCUAGGGAUCUACCAGAGUCUUCUGCCACACUUCCUAGAACUGCACCCGUUAAAGGUCAAAUUCCUGAAGUAUCCACAGUUGGACUUGCCGUGAAGUCAACCGUUCUGGUUCAAGAGAGCAUCGCGCAGGCAAAAGCGCAGAUAGAAGCGAUGAAGAAACUACGAGAUAUUCUGAAUCAACCUGCGUCAACAGAAGCUAUGAUCACAAAGAACGAGAUGAGCAAUGCUUCUGUUGGUGAUUCAGAAGAUGCUUUAGCAGAUCUGAUUAACGUUGUAGAAACAGAAACAGCACUAAACAAUGACAGAGUCUCAAAAGAAGCCAGUGGAUAUGAACCAUCUCAGACUGAAAAUAUAAAGCGGAAAGAAAUUCUGACAGACGUACGCCAAACAAAACUGGAUCAGUCUGAACUACAACGGGUACAGCCACAUCAUUCAGAAAACGACAGCUCAUUAGAAGCGAAUGUGGUAUCUCAUACCAUAUCCACUAUCUUUCCUGAAGACAAAGAAACCACUAAAAGAAUUGAUCCUCUGCUGCAAAAGGACAUAAUCUUUGCGGCCUUAGCUCGAAAAACUAAAUCUGAAAUCCGGGAAACAACUUCUAACCUCCCGAAAAGUCCACCUAGUGAGUCUCUAGCAGAAAAAGCAGCAAGAACUACGACAGAAGUAGCCCAACACAACGAUAGUGCUAGCAACACAGUACGAUCAGAAAACUACAUAUUACACACCCACGAAGAGAAAGGCAUCCUACGCCCAGCUGUUCUUGCAGAAACCAAGAAUUUGGUAUCGUCUGAUUUUGAAAACAGAUCAUCGACUACCAUCUCAAUCAAGAGUGCUGAGUUCUGGAAAGCCGCCCCUGCAGCAAGUUCACAUGACAAAUACAUCGAUAAACUACCACAGCUAGACAACAGUCUUGAUCAAGAGGACCGAUCCAGUUCUAUGAGUGUCGACUUUUCUAAACGAUCUUCCAUACAGUCAGAGAACAUGAGCAUUAGCAGUUCCAAUGCAAGUGGGCGAGUCUUCUCCCCUGACUGGGCACCCGAGCAUGACCUAGAUUCCGAGGAUGACAUUAUGGACAGCAGUUACGUCAAAACUGAACGAAAAGUUUCAUCUGAAGGAUUUAAAGUAUCAGUAGUGCCUCCUAAAGUCGGAGACCUCUACGAAACCACAAAGAACAAAAGCCACAAGAGAAGCAAGAAAAGAAAAGACACGAAAGAAGCUGACAUCUCUCCUACAAACGACAAGUCUAAAUUUGGUAGUCUCCGAAAGUUUAAGAAGAAUGUCCAUCAAGGCGUGAAAAACGCUUUUGGGUCCAUAAGCAAAGCAUCAGGGACAAUUUUAAACAAGCAAAAAUCACAGGAUCUGCAGGACAACACAGACUCUAGUUCUUACAGACGAUCGGCCGAGUUUUCUAACGAUGUAUCCGCAUCCUUCAGGAAUCCCAACUGGACAUUAUCUCGUAGUGUGGAUGAAUCCUUACAUCGACGCACUCUUAGUGAUGGAUUCUUCAACCAGCGUUCCGUUAACAUUCUAGAACAUUCCGACGUGUCAGAUCAUUCAGAAGACGAUCUCGGUGAUAUCGAUUUCGCUGGAGGUUUAAACGAUCUUCCAAAGAGAGACUCAAACUCCCGCCGACCGAAAUCUGCUGAGGGAAGAGAGAUUGUGCGUAAGCGAACUGGCGAUGAGCAAGCGAACUCCAAGAGACAGAUAGUUACUGCAGAAUACCAUGGAGCAGCUCAAAGAGAAUAUCGUGGAGAAAAUCCUUACUUGAAAGUGAAUGCUAACGCCAUGGAGGAUGCUGGAGAGGUUCAUGAAUAUUCGUCGAAAUCCCACAAAGAAAAGAAGCAGGAUAUGAAAGAGUCAGCCUCAAGAAAGCAGGAGAACAAUAAACUAGAGGUUGUCUUGGCUAAGAUGAUUGCAGAAAAAGAGCUGCAGUAUGAAUCUGAAAUAUUGCGACGUCAGGAGAUAGAAAACAGCUUCAGACGUCUGAGAGAUCUCGAGGAUAAGGAGCUGUUGCAGCGGCUUCAGAAGGAGGUGACACACGAAGAAAUCAGAAAGCUGCAACAACAACGGCUUCUCGUUCAGACUGCCAAUGAGACGAACAACAAUGACUUCAGAAUGUUCUCUUUGAGCAAGUCCAACUCGGAGACAACAGAAUUCCCUUUGAAUAACAGUCCUGCAAAUAACCUGAAUUCAUCAUCUACGGAAGUCAGUUCCAGUAAUCAACCUAUUAUUUUAACCCCUUUAAACAAUUUAGGUGAGACCUCCAGUACUGUAAGAAGUAACACUGGCUAUGUAAAUGCUAACCAGCUAUCUUUACCAUUUCAAUACCUUGCCAAUGGCAAUGUCUCCUUUCUUCAGACUGGCUAUUUGGAUAGUCCAAUCAACUUUCAGAACAUUAUUGGUGUUCAACAGAGCUGCAACUUGCCAUCCUUAUCCACGACUGCUAUUGGUCAUUCAGUUUCUCCAGUUGCAAUAACAAACGUCAACUAUGUGCCACCAUUUCUGUCUGGGGGCGGGUUUAGUGACGGAUUCACCAACCACACAAUCCCUAAGUUAACACAACAAGAACUUAUUUACCUUGGCCAAUACAUGAGAAUGAUUGGUGUGCCACCUCCCGCCAAUCACCACGAAUGGGCGGUGUUACUGAAUUCUGUUGGCUACAAGACAUCAACACUACCUCUCACUGGUCAAAACCCUCGCCCAAUGUCGUUUCCUGUAGCAAUAAACAACGCCGAUCUUUCAAGUUUAUUGAGAAACAAGAAUUCCCAAAACGACCAUACAUCAAAGCUAAAAUGGCAGAUCGCAGACAUAACCCCAAGCCAACAGCCUGGACAGUCAAACAAACCGCCACACAAAAUACUCAAUAGCAACGAAACUACAACAAUUUCCCAGCAACUUCAGAACUUCACAGACAAUCCAUCACUAACGCCUGAAUAUUCUCAGGAUGCAUCAUCAUUCAACAAUAAAAAAGACACUACUGUUAUUCAAGUUACUGAAACAUUUUCCGAACCUCCACACAGCGCGUCUUUGCCAUCUACAGAAGCAUCCGUUACGGUCAACCCAACUAAAUCCGUUAUUACUAUUAAUCAGUUGCCAACCUUGGCGGGACAUCAAGUCAACACAUCAACAGACACGAUAACUAAAUCUGAUUCCCAGAUUGUGAACAGUGAGAACUUUCCACAAACUGUUACAGUUGCCUCAGGAACUCUCACGAGAACUAAUAUUUUACCAGCCAAAGUGUAUUCCCCUCUCGGGUUCCGACCAGUUGCCUUCAACCCUAGCCCGCGAUGA